Molecule: messenger RNA, 906 nt
Organism: Cryptomeria japonica (Japanese cedar)
Lineage: Eukaryota; Viridiplantae; Streptophyta; Pinopsida; Cupressales; Cupressaceae
Product: germin-like protein 1-1
Exons: 2
Coding region: 52-711 (219 amino acids)
Cellular component (GO): cell wall
Molecular function (GO): manganese ion binding
Source: RefSeq, a predicted model, not a curated record
CAAAUUCAUAUCUUGAACUGUUCUGUCUGCUUCUUCUGUGUUUCCAUUAUAAUGGCUAAUCGCAUGAUUUACUUCACAUUGGGACUCUUACUGUUGAUAUGCUGUUACACCCACAAUGUCAUGGCAUAUGAUCCCGAUCCCUUGCAAGAUUUCUGCGUUGCAGACAUGGCAAGCAAAGUUGUGGUAAACGGGUUCCCUUGCAAAAACCCAAUGGCAGUUUCGGCAGACGACUUCUUCUUCCAGGGACUGGCGCAGCCAGGGAACACAAACAAUGCAGUAGGCUCCAACGUAACGGGGGCAAACGUUAUGCAGAUACCAGGCCUUAAUACCAUGGGAAUAUCGUUGGUCCGUAUCGAUUAUGCAGUGGGUGGAAUAAAUCCUCCUCACACACACCCAAGAGCCACUGAAAUCCUUUUUCUAAUGGAAGGCGAGCUUUUUGUGGGGUUUAUUGACACCAACAACACUUUUUUCAGCAAAACAUUGGCGAAGGGAGAUGUGUUUGUGUUUCCAAAGGCACUUGUGCAUUUCCAGCAGAAUGUGGGGCAUGAAAAUGCAGUGGCGAUAGCUGGAUUGAGCAGCCAGUUUCCUGGAGUUCAGACAAUCGCGAAUUCUCUGUUUGCAGCGAAUCCCCCUAUUCCCGAUUCCGUAUUGAGCAAGGCCUUCCGCAUCAGUGAAAAAGUUGUGGAGUUCAUUAAGGCCAAAUUCAUGUAAGAUGAAUUGGAUUGUGAAAGUGAAGUUGCUCUAUAGUCUAUUAAAUAAAACAAAGAAGUGACCGCGUGGGAAGACCUUCUUUUAGUAAAUGUUUUGUUCUAAUUUUAUGACGUCGUAUAACAAAGCCUGCUUAACGACUUAUUGGCGUUGUUGUCGUUACAUUUAUAGCAUCUUCAUUCAUGUAGGCUGAUUUGA